UACUCCGCCAUGGAAACAGUCGCAGUGGUGACGUUGUCAGACAACAAAGAACAAGGUCCACACCGAAUAGUUUCGGAGGUACGGGUAAGGUAGAUCACAAGAGUACCUUACCUUAACGUGAGGUACCCCAAAAAUUACCUUGAACAGAAACCAGUCCUCAACACCAUCUCGACUCAAGGUAUCCGGCUACUACCAAUUGACAUCGUCCAGAAGUGUUCAAGAGAAAACCCCUUCGCUUCUGCUUCAUGCGUUAGAAAGCCCGAUCACAAUGGCGCCAUUACUGCCUCGCUUCCACCUCUUCGAGAUAGACGACCAGCCCUGGUUUCCGUCUUUCCUCCGUGCUCACGUUCAAAAUGUCCUCCAGGAAGCCUGGGUCGCACGCAUCCCCGUCCUCCAACGCGACUCUCCUGCCCGUAUCGCCGCGACCCUCCUCCACAACGAGCUAGGCCCGUCUCUCUCCUCCCAAACCUACGUCGACUUCUGCGCAGGGUCCGGCGGACCGACCCCCACCAUUGAGCGAUUCAUCAACCGCCGCCUCCACGACGCGUCACUGCCUCCGGUCGACUUCGUCCUCACCGACCUCCACCCCAACCCGGAAGCCUGGGCCCGGGCCUCCGCCAAAUCACAACACAUCCUCUAUGAACCCGGCCCCAUCGAUGCCUCCAACCCCGGCGACGCAUUUCUAGAUCACUACGCCAGCCGAGCGGAAGACCGAGCACCGGAACCCAGCACGGCAAAGAGGAGGGCCACCAACAACAGCAACGGGACCAGCAUAGACCCCGGGACGCCGCCGCCGCCGCCGCCGCCGCCGCCGCCGCCGCCGCAGCAGCAGCAGCAAAAGAAGAAGAAAAACAUCUUCCGCCUCUUCAACCUCGCCUUCCACCACUUCGACGACCCCCUCGCCCGCGCCAUCCUCAAAAACACCCUCGAAACCUCCCACGGCUUCGCCAUCUUCGAGCUGCAGGGCCGCGACGCAGGCUCCUUCGUCACCUGCCUGCUCCUCGGCAUCGGCUUCCUCCUCACCGCGCCCUACCACGCCUGGCGCCUGCGCUCCUGGUCCCUCCUCCUCUUCACCUACCUCGUCCCCGUGCUGCCCUUCGUCGUGGUGUUCGACGGCUGGAUCAGCUCCCUCCGGACCCGGACGCCGGACGAGGUCGAGGCUUUGAUGAGGAGUUGCGGGGCUUCGAGCGUCGACGACUGGGAGGUGCGGAGCGGGAGCGAGCUGCAUUUGUGGCCUUGUGGGAGCUUGCAUUGGAUCAUCGCGACCAAGAAGUCCUGACCCGAGAGCAGCGUCGUUGGUUCAUUGCGGGGUGUGCUACGUGUAUGUUGUGUGUAUGGAUGUGGUACAGUAGAAAAUCGCGGAGAGUGUGGUAAUCUACGUGCGACCCCCAAAACAAAGACUACACACAAGCCCUGCCUUGCCGACGUUUCACAUACUGAUGCAGCACACAAAGAACUGCAAGUGUAUUGAACGAGGUAGUAAAACUUCAAAUUGCCUGCGCUUUGCGAAGCGAGGCACUUUCAUUCUUCUAGUCCUACGGCGCGGGGUAUAUCCCAGCCCCUUCAAUUCGUUGUCCUAUAAACUUCAUGAAUCUCCGAUUCUCAUGCAGCCCUACCCAGGCCGCGAUUCCAUUAGACACCUAGCACAUAUCGCCAUGUUUCUUCAGGCGUGCAGGUUGAUUUCCAUGUGCCCC
Messenger RNA from Sodiomyces alkalinus F11, 1694 nucleotides. RefSeq lists its product as hypothetical. The transcript is spliced from 2 exons. The coding region runs from base 269 to 1279 and encodes 336 amino acids. The record is from RefSeq and is a predicted model, not a curated record. NCBI's taxonomy places the organism in Eukaryota, Fungi, Ascomycota, Sordariomycetes, Glomerellales, Plectosphaerellaceae.